Helicoverpa zea (corn earworm) is the source of this 2136-nucleotide messenger RNA. RefSeq names its product pro-resilin-like. Lineage: Eukaryota; Metazoa; Arthropoda; Insecta; Lepidoptera; Noctuidae. The transcript is spliced from 7 exons. Bases 137 to 985 code for a protein of 282 amino acids. The record is from RefSeq and is a predicted model, not a curated record. Gene Ontology annotation, cellular component: extracellular matrix.
CGUUCUCGUGCGGUGUUCCAAAUUUGAAUUUUUGAAAUAACCGUUUUUUGAGUGAAGUGUUCUGUGAAGGUUUGAGUUUGGAGUUUUUAUAGGUUAACGCUUUCGUGUAAGGAAAAUCUCAAGUACCUCAAUAACUAUGAAGAUCCUCCUCAUCAGCGCUCUAGCGGUGGUCUGCCUAGCAGAGCCCCCGGUGAACAGGUACCUCCCUCCUCAGGCCGGGGGCGGAGCACCCUCGCAGCUGUACGGAGCCCCCGGCGCGGGGCACAGCCAGACUGAUGCUUUGUUCGGUCGUGGCUCAUCCCGUGGCGGUUCCCGUCGCCCCUCAAGCCAAUACGGAGCGCCCUCCCAAGGACAAUUCAACGCCCCAUCUUCUCAAUACGGCGCCCCUGGUCAAAACCAGCCUUCUUCUCAAUACGGCGCCCCUUCUACCCAAUACGGCGCCCCAGGUGUAGGCCAGCCUUCAUCGCAAUAUGGAGCGCCUUCUGCUUCCCAGUUCGGCGCCCCGUCCUCUCAAUAUGGUGCUCCUUCUGCUUCUCAGUUUGGCGCCCCGUCGUCUCAGUAUGGCGCCCCGUCCGCUAAUGCUCCUUCUCAGCAGUAUGGUGCUCCUGGAUUCGGUGGUUCUCAAGGCGGAGGUUCUUACAGAGGUCAGGCUCAGAGCCGUCAGUACCUGCCCCCUGGUGCCGGAGGAUACGGCAGCGAUGAUGGCAGCAACGGAGAGCCAGCGAACUACAACUUCGAGUACAUGGUGAAGGAUGACCAGUCUGGCAACGACUUCGGUCACCGCGAGUCCAGGCAGGGAGACAGGGCUGAGGGACUUUAUUACGUGCUCCUCCCUGAUGGUAGGAAACAGACCGUGCAGUACGAAGCCGAUCAAGGCGGUUACAAGCCGAAGAUCUCUUACGAAGACACCGGCCUGGGUCAGGGAGGUUACGACAGAAACAGCCAGUCUGGCUACAACGGUGGAUACCAAGGACAGGGCUAUUAAAUAACUCCAAAAAUAGGGCUUAGGCUUAAAUAUACGAAACAUGGUAAUGAAGUUGGGUAAGACCCGGUUUUGUUAGUGUCAGUUAGUUAUAUGAUAGUUGAUGGUAUCUGCCAGAUAAAGAAUGCUUGUAAUUUUUGUCAGAUAUUGGUAUUCGAGACCUGUGUUUGUGUCUGAUAAGUUCCUGAUAGGCUAUCAGAGACUUUCAGUAAAUGAUGAAACUGGUCAUAAAUUACCUCCACAUAAGUGUCAGUUAUCUAUCAGCUAGUGUUUCGUAUAUUUAAGCCUGUCAAAGAAUUUUCGACUUUAUCAAUCGGUUUUGGAUGGAUUUUGUUAAACGUGUUAAAAGUUAAAAAUAUGUAAUGGAAAUGAAAAAUGGUUGUUACUAUUAAUAUCAUUCGAACUGAUAAAAUAUGUAAAUUGUGAAACUUAUAUUUUGACAGUUGACAUAUUUUAUCUGUCAUGUUUGCAAUAUGGCGGGAAAGUUGGAGAAGUUAUGUGGAAAACGAAAAUGUUAUGUUUUUUAAUGUUGUGCCGUAUUUAAGACAAGUCAAUUUGUUUUAGUAGGAUUAUAUUUUAAUUGAAUCAAGGCUAUUGUUUUAACUAGCCUUGAGAGUAAAUGCAAAAGGAUAAUAUUUUCGUUCUCGACAUUUUUGAGGUUAUAUUUUAAGACGACGACUUACGCUGUUUUUAAAGGAAACGAGUCAUUUACGAGAUUUUGUACAAAACGCUUAUUUAGAAGUAGUUUUAAGGAAAACAAAAUGGCGAAAUAUCUUUUUUAUUUAUCAAAAAAUCUUCAUCAAUCUAUUUAAAAAAAAAACUAUUUUGUCUAUUGUUUUUCUUAUACAUAUAUUUUAUUUGUGAACUGUUCAGAAAAAUAAUUUUAUUUUGAAAUUAUCGAAUAAUAUUAUGAUUUUGAACAUUUUAAUGUAAUUACGACUUUGCAGGCCAGUUAACCCAAAUGCUCAAAAUUAAAUUAAGCAUUAUUAAAAAUGCUUUUAAUACAGAUUAUUAAUAGUCAUAGCGGACGAAAGAAAACGAUGUAAUAAUAUGAAAAUCAUUGCUCUCAUAUUUAUGUAUUCAUAUAAAUAAUAAACAUUUAGUACUUUAGAUCGCGUAACUCAUUAUUUUGUAAAUAAAUGAUUUAAAAAAUA